Molecule: messenger RNA, 3581 nt
Organism: Brassica napus (rape)
Lineage: Eukaryota; Viridiplantae; Streptophyta; Magnoliopsida; Brassicales; Brassicaceae
Product: cysteine-tryptophan domain-containing zinc finger protein 7-like
Exons: 11
Coding region: 159-3248 (1029 amino acids)
Source: RefSeq, a predicted model, not a curated record
CCAGUUUGAGUUUUUUUUUCUCUUUCCUUUUUUCCUUUUUUUGUUUGUUCGAGAAAAUAGCUACCAACGAGAGAGAGAGAGAGAAUGACAAGGAAUCAGAAAAUGGAUAUUUGAAUUUCCCAAAAGCUUCGAUCUUUGCAAGCUUUCAAAUUCUUCAGAUGAUUUCGGUGAGCAGCAGCGAUGCUAGAAACGAAAUAGGGUUAGGGUUUGGUGGAGGAAUUGAGGAAGAAGACAUGGAGAUGGAUGAAGAUGAGGAAGAGGAAAGCACACAUUCUUAUGUCUCUUGCGUUGACCCUGACGUUGCUCUCUCCUAUAUUGAUGAGAAGCUAGAGAACGUGUUAGGACAUUUUCAAAAGGAUUUUGAAGGUGGAGUCUCUGCUGAAAAUUUGGGUGCAAAGUAUGGUGGCUAUGGUUCGUUUCUGUCUAUGUAUCAAAGAUCUCCUGCUUGUAAGAGUCCACCACAAGCUCAAAACCAAGUGGUGGGUCAAUCUAAGUGCUCAGAUUCACCUUCAAAAGCUGGUUCCACUUCAAAACCUCCUCCUGCUUCUGAUGUUCUGGCCAAGAUGAAAAACUUGGUCAAAUCAAGUAAUGAUAGCAAACAAAAACCUGUCACCAAAACGUCUCCUUCUCCUUCUUCUUCUUGUGCUCCAUCUAAUCAUAAGACACUCAAACUCCGUAUCAAAGUUGGUUCAAAAAGUGACCUCUCUCUGAAAAAUGUUACAACCUAUGAUGGUAAACAAGGCCUCAAUAUGAUGCCACCAUCAGAAGUUGAAGAAGGGUUACUGAUUGGGACUCAUGAUUCGCCGACUAAAAUUCUUAUGGCUAUGGUGUCCUUCCCUUUUCAUAAAGACCAGCUGUUAUCACCUCUCUCUGAUGAUCUCAUUCAGUUGGGAAAGAAAGGAAACAUCAUGAAAGAUGCACUAAGGUGUGUGAAGAAGGAAAAGUUAAAGUAUAUGCCUCCACCGUCAAACAGGCUUGAUGGAAGUCAUAUUGUAUCUGAUACUGAUAGAGAGGUUGAUAAAGAGUCAUGCGAGGAGCUUGUUUCCAAGACUAUGAAGCUUCCUCUUCUGUCCUGUCUAUCACCGUCAUCUAUCCACAGGGCAAAAGAGAUUGAUAAGAUAUCAGAUUCUUAUGUGGAGGGUACAUUAAGAGGAAUGAACAACACUGACCUGGAUUCAGCUUUGAUGGGUUCAAAGCCUGAACUGGAAGAUGAUGUAGUAGCGUUUCCAGAUCAAAGUGUUGAGGGAACUGAAAGUGUUAACACAAGAAAAGACAUGGAAGAAGGUGAACAUGUAGAUCCUGUGGUGAAGGUUAGUAAGACAUGGAAUGAAGAGCAAAUGUUGAAGCCAAAACUUCCUAAAGCACAGAAGUCCCGGAAAAGUUCAAGCAGGAAUGGUUUGAGAGGCAAGGAUGCUGCUGUAAAUGUAGUUAAUACGAAUGUACCAGAUAAAUUGCAAGAAGAUAUUGGUGAUUCAGGAGAAUCAAAAGAACAAGAACAAAGUAGUCUGGUUCCUAAAGCUAAGGAAGAAAAGCUUUCAGAAGAAAGUGCAGUGAAGGAGAGUUUCAACGGUGUUAGAAAUGUUGAAGAGGCAUGGAAGUGUGAACCAGAUUCGAAGCAUCCUAUCAAGUGGAGUGACUUAAAUAAAGAUGGGAACAACACUAAGGAGAGUGUUAGAUCAGAAGUGACAAAUAAGCAUUCUGUUGAAGGAGGAAUGAAGAAUGUGAUGGAACCUGAAAGAGAACUUUCUGGGACUUGUAAGAAACCAAAGACUGGAAAAUCAAGAUUUUCUGCUGUAGACCAACCUGGAUCCAAUAGAACUAUGAAGGAUGUUGGUAAGGCUUCCCCUCAUGAAGACAGAAAGAGGAAACAGAAGGAAAAUAAAGAAAGUGGAGAUUGUAUGAGAGAAGCCGCAGUAAUGGAGCCAAGUGGAGAGAAAGUUAGAAAGCAAAAGAGGCUUAAGGGUUCAAGUUGUGAAGGAAAAGAGUUGCCUGAGAGUUGUGAUAGGUACAGAGUAGUUACUCAGGAAAAUGGUAGAGAUAGUGCUUCUCAUCAACCUUUGGUCCAUGAAGCCAAACGUUCACUAGUUGACUCACUAGCUCCUUCAGCCUUAGACCCACCUGAGCUCAAAUCAGAAAGAAUCUCAGAGCGGGAUAAACCCAAUGAUACUGACUCUAGUGCUGGUGAUACGCGAAAAAGAUGCAGAGAUGGUGAAGGUUAUAUCACUAUGGAUAAACCAGGGACAACAAAGAAGGCUGCAGAAAGUUUGAGGGACAACAAAGAAGGUUAUUGCACAGAGAGUGAACCUCAACAAGAAAAGGCAAAAGAAAGCAGAAACAAGAAAAGACCUGCUAGAAAAGUGUCUAUGGAGAGUAACAAAGAGGACUCAUCAAGGGAACAUCAAGAUCCUAUUAAUAAGCUAGAAAAUACAAAUAGUACAAAGACAAAGGUUAUGCGACAUGAUGAUCAUGUUGGCUCAAGCCCUUUGAAAAAGGAAAUUACGAGUCAGGCUGCAUCCAACUCAAUCAAAGAGGCUACAGACUUGAAACACAUAGCUGAUCGUCUUAAGAAUGCUGGGAACAAUCACGAGAGCAUUGGUUUUUACUUUCAGGCGGCGCUUAAGUUUCUUCAUGGUGCGUCCCUUUUGGAGUCCUCUGGCACUGAGAAUGCUACACAUAAGAGCAUUGUCACAUCCAAGCAUAUCUAUGGCAGCACAGCAAAACUUUGCAAGUUCUGUGCACAUGAAUAUGAGAAAGAUAAAGAUAUGGGGGCUGCUGCUUUGGCUUAUAAAUGUAUGGAAGUAGCUUAUCUAAGGAUAACUUAUUCCUCCCAUGGGAACAUAAACCGAUAUAAAUCUGAGUUGGAAGCAUCUCUGCAAGUGAUUCCUUCAGGUGAAUCUCCUUCCUUUGCUUCUGAUGGUGAAAACCCAAACAAGACAUUGGCAGCAGAGAAGGUUGCCUUGUCCACCCCUGUGAGGUCAUCCCCUAAAGUAACUGGAAACCAUGUUCUCUCUUCAGGAAACCAUUCCUCUCUUUCACAACUUUUGACUUUUUCGCAAAACGUAAGCCUUGCAAUGGAUGCAUCAAGAAAAGCACAGACCGCCUUUGCAGUUGCAAAGGGAAAAUCAUCUGACACCAGAUACAGUAGCAAUGGCAUAACAUGCAUCAAAAGGGCUCUUGAUUUCAGUUUCCAGGACAUGGAGAAGCUGGUGCAUGCGGUGAGGCUUGCAAUGGAAUCCAUAAACCGAUGAUUGUGAAUUAUGAUCUCACCUUUGUACAAGUAUCAUAGGGCCAUACUCAGAGCGGAGAAGAGAAAGGAAAGCUACCUUUGAGUUUUGCUUGGGGAAUUGUAGACUAUAUAAACUUAUUUUACUGCGCAAGUGUAUAGUGUUAGGACCUUAUUUGUGAGAGACUUGACGAAGAUUUGAAGUUAUCAUCAUGUGUUGUUCAUAUAUAUAUCCCUUGUAGUAUCAGAGAACUUUAGGAAGAGGUUAACAAGAACUGGAACUAAAUUACUCAACCAUUGUAGCAACUCUUUCUAUCUAUUCGUUUUAUUCACAUUUUAUAUGAGGCUAUUAUCAAGA